UAUCCGCUGCCGACGGAAAGAGAAACGACCGACGGACCGGGCCGGGCCCGGACCGCCGCUGCUGGGUUUCUGGGGAAGGUGCUCAGGAGAGGCUGGGGAUCGGCCGGGCCUAUGGAGCCCCCGCCCGCCAAGCGCAGGUGCGGCGCCUCCGGGGAGCAACCCGAGCCGGGACCGGGACCAGGCGCCGCUGCCGCCGCCGCCGCCACCAUCUCCUCCUCGCCCCCUUCCGCCUCCAUCUCCACCGCCGUGGAGACGCUUCUGGACCUGAGCGCCCGGCGGGUGGCCGAGACUUGGGCCUUCGAGCAGGUGGAAGAUCGUUUCUCCCGUGUCCCAGAACCUGUGCAGAAGCGUAUCGUGUUCUGGUCCUUCCCACGGAGUGAGCGAGAGAUAUGCAUGUAUUCAUCCCUUGGCUAUCACCCCCCAGAGGGUGAGCGAGACUCACGUGUACCCUUUAACCGUGGCUUGAAUUUGCUGCAGUCAGGGGCUGUGGAUCGUGUCCUUCAAGUAGGUUUCCAUCUGAGUGGCAUUGUGACAGAGCCGGCAGGCCCCAGUGAACCUGAACACAGUUACCAUGUCUCCAUCAGCUUUGACCGCUGCAAGAUCACAUCAGUGAGCUGCGCCUGUGACAACCGCGACAUCUUCUACUGUGCCCAUGUCGUGGCACUGUCCCUGCAUCGCAUCCGGCAUGCCCGCCAGGUGGAAUUACGACUGCCCAUCUCUGAGACCUUGUCACAAAUGAACCGGGACCAGCUGCAGAAAUUUGUGCAGUACCUGAUCAGUGCCCACCACACAGAGGUGCUUCCGACAGCUCAAAGGCUUGCCGAUGAGAUCCUGCUGCUUGGCUCUGAGAUUAAUCGUGUGCACGGUGCUCCAGACCCCACAGCUGGUGCUGGCAUUGAAGAUGCAAACUGCUGGCACCUGGAUGAGGAGCAGAUCCAAGAACAAGUCAAGCAGUUGCUCUCAAACGGUGGUUAUUACGGGGCAAGCAAGCAACUGCAGUCCAUGUUCAAUAAGGUGCGGGAAAUGCUGAGAAUGCGGGAUUCCAAUGGGGCACGAAUGCUCAUCCUGAUGACAGAGCAGUUCCUGCAAGAUCCGCGCCUGGCACUGUGGCGGCAGCAAGGAGCGGGCAUGACUGACAAGUGCCGGCAGCUCUGGGAUGAACUAGGUGAGUGUUUACCUUUCAUUAGGGGAGUGGCCUGCAUAAGAGAAUGGACAUCAGCAAAACUCUGGAAGCUGGUGCAGAGCUCAGCUUAUUUUAAGGCAGGUUUCUUGUCCUCAUGGCUACAGAGAGAAGAGCUGCUGAACAAAGGCACAACUAACAUCACCAACCUGGAAGGAUGGGUAGGGCACCCCCUGGACCCCAUUGGCUGCCUCUGCCAUACCUUUCUGGAGGCCUCCCGGAUGGACGACGAGGGGCUGGCCCUGUACCCAGACGCUGCGGCAGAGCCCAAGAAGGCCCUUUACCAGCAUGUUCCCGUGCCCUCGAGUCCUAGCGAGUCGUACUUCACCCUGGCCCUGGAGGUGGCGCUGCUGGGGCUGGGGCAGCAGAGGUCUAUGCCGGAGGGGCUGUACGCUCAGGACAAGGUGGUGCGCAGCGAGGAGCAGCUGAUUGGGCUCCUGGACGAGAUGGAGCUGGACGAUAGGCUGGUCUCCGUGCUCCGCAAGCAAGCAGCCCUGCUGCUGGAUGGGGGCCCUUUCAGCGGAUUUGGGGAGGUCGUGUUCCGUGAGAGCGUUCCCAUGCACACUUUUGCCCGCUACCUCUUCACUGCUAUGCUGCCCUAUGACCCUGAGCUGGCCUACCGCUUGGCGCUGCGGGCCAUGAGGCUGCCAGUGUUGGAGACGGUAUUGCCAGCGAGUGACAUCCUACACCAGAAUCCCCUGGACUCCAUGUUGGCCAAUCGCUUCCCCCGCUGGUUUACCCUGGGGCACCUAGAAACCCGGCAGUGUGAACUUGCGUCUGCCAUGCUCACUGCUGCUAAAGGCGACCCCAAUUGGCUGCGCAUGGUCCUGGGCUCCAUCCAGCAAAAUAUUCAUUCUCCAGCCCUGCUGUUCAAACUGGCCCAAGAUGCCUGCAAGACUGCGACACCAGCCAACACUCCUCCAGACACCACCUUGCUUAACAUCUCCCUGGAGCUCGGGCUGCAGGUGAUGCGAAUGACGCUCAACACCAUGACCUGGCGUCGCAGAGAAAUGGUUCGCUGGCUCGUCAGCUGUGCCACGGAGAUAGGUGUCCAGGCCCUGAUGAACAUCAUGCAGAACUGGUACACACUCUUCACACCCAUUGAGGCCACGACCAUCGUGGCAGUGACAGGCACAACACACGCCACGCUGCUGCGGCUGAGCCUGAGCGCCGGGCAGCGGGACGAGCUGUGCAGCUGCGCCCGGACACUGGCCCUGCAGUGCGCCAUGAAGGACCCACAGAACUGUGCCUUGCCAGCUCUGACGCUCUGUGAGAAGAACCACGCCGCCUUCGAGGCAGCCUACCAGAUUGUGCUAGACUCGGCAGCCUCCGCAGGCAUGGGCCACUCCCACCUCUUCACUGUGGCCCGGUACAUGGAGCACCGCGGGCUGCCGAUACGCGCCUACAAGCUGGCCACCCUGGCCUUCUCCCACCUCAACAUCGCCUUCAACCAGGACACCCACCCCGCCCUCAACGACGUCCUCUGGGCCUGCUCCCUCAGCCAGUCCCUGGGGAAGAACGAGCUGGCCGCCAUUGUCCCUCUCAUCAUCAAGAGCGUGCAGUGCGCCCCCAUGCUGUCUGAUAUCUUGCAUCGCUGGAGCCUCCCUACUCCAGGCCUUGCCUCGCUGGGUGGGGGGCGCCGAGGUGCAGGGGGCACCGGGGCUGGAGGGAAGCUGUUUGCUAUGGACAAGGCCCCGCUCUGCCAGCUCCUGGAAGCGGCCAUGGCUGCCUACAUCAGCACCACCCAUUCGCGCCUCACCCACAUCAGUCCCCGGCACUACGGCGAAUUCAUUGAGUUCUUGGGAAAAGCCCGCGAGACCUUCCUGAUGGCACAUGAAGGGCACGUGCGCUUCAGCCAGUUCCUUGACAACCUCAAACAGACCUACAAGGGCAAGAAGAAACUGAUGUUGCUUGUGCGGGAGCGCUUUGGCUAGGGGGCACUUUGGGGAGGGACUGCUUUGGCUAAGGGGGGAAGGACAGCCAGCGGGACAUCUCUCCCCUUUGAUCAGAAGCACUUUGGCUUGGAGGGUGGGGUGGAAAGCUCUGCUUCCCUGGGGGCACGUGUGCUUUGGGUAUGUGGCCAGGCAGGGCCCCCCGGCCUGUGAAGGGGGAAAGCAGCAAGGUCUCUCCCCCCUGCAGUGCAGGGCCCAGGGCUACAGGACUGAGCAGAUGGGACAGCACUUCCCGGGGUUGGGGGACCUGCAUCACCUGGGCUGGGCACAGCCCCUCAAAAGUUGAAGCUUUCAGCUUUCCACAGGCUCCAUCAGUGGGGAAAGGAAGGAGCUGGGCCUGCGCUUUGGUUGCAGGAGUUGCCGAUUUCAGUAUUAGCUUGCCGCAUGACCACAGGCGUUUCCCCACUGGUCUGCAGGAUCCAGGUCUUGGUGGGGUCUCAUGGAAUUUCACUGCUACUGCUCCAAUGUUGUAGUUCCAACCCAGUGAUGAUGGGGGCUGGUGCGGCCUCAUUUAUGCAAGCUGGGGUGGGAUGCAUGGGGACCUACUUCCUAUUCCCUGCUUAGAGCCCUACAUGCGAUCUCUGUGCCCAAGUCCCAAUCCCACUUUCCCCAUAGUUCCAAGUCCCUUUAUGUCUGAAAUAACCAAACCUCUGUUGAACCUCUGAAUAAAUGUGCAUGUGAGGGGAGAGGCAGGAGCAUCCCUGCAGCCCAGGGGACCUCACUCUGCAAGUGCUGACGCUGUGGUGGGGAACAUGGGACCUUCCAGGCAUUGCUGGACUGCAACUCCUACGAGCCCCAGCCAGCAUAGCCGGAGGCAGGAGAUUAUGGGAGCUGCCGUCCAACAGUUGGAGGGUCCCAUGUUCCCUUGUGCCGGUGCUGAUGCCUUCCUGCACAGACGGCAUUCAGGUUGCUGUCCUGUUGCACUGAAAGCACACGGCCCAGAAGCCCUUGCAGCAGGCCGCCUGACCUAGGCGCGGCUGGCACAGUUGUUCCCUAAGCCUGAGCAUGACCAGAGGGAUGUUCAGCUGCGGGACUGGCAGCAGGACUCCCAAGAUCUUCAGCCACAGAUGGAAAUGUUCUGGGCACUCUCUGGCUGAGUUCUGUGAAAAGGGUGGUGGUGGAGGGUGGGUCAGAGGUGUAAAGCUAGGAGCUGGCCGCGUCUUUCACGGGGUGGUACUUUUGGAAGAGACCAGAAGUGCAUUGCGCCGGACCCUCAGCCUCGGCUUGCCCUCACAGGUGACAUGCCUCACACAUGCAUGCACGCUCUCUCACAGACCUGCAGCUUCUCCCACUCCAAGCAAACUAGAUCUCUGGUCAGGCCCCCACUCUUACCUUCCCAGUGUGCAAUUGGGGACCAUGCUGCCCUCCCAAAGUUGCCCUCCUCCCCAACACCCCCUCUGGAAUCUGUCAGUAUUUCUGCUUUCCCCUGCCUGUGCUCAUGGGUCACACACUGGCUCCAGACCCUGCCUGCAGCGUGGGGGACGAAGGGCACAGGAGGGGCUGUGCCCUGUGCUGUGGUUGUCCCUCCCUGCCCGUUUCCAGUUAAUGCCCCUCAGACUCCUGCAACUGAAGGAUUCCUACUCCCUGACUCCUCCAGUACAGCAUUCUGGAGCUGCUGGUGAAUAGACAGCUCAUACCUCAAACCUCCUCCCCUCUUUCAGACCAAGAUGACUCUGCUAGGUGCUGGGCCUGCCUGAGGCACUGGCCAUGCCAGGUGGCUGUGCCAUGCGAUCCAAGAGGUGCCCUCCCUGCCCCAGUAUUUCCUUGUGGCAUCGCUGAGGGCAGUGGGGUGCAACUCUUCGAUCCCACCUGCUUGGCUUGCACCGGUAAGAUAUUGGUUGCUCCGGCAGUCAGCCUGGCCCCAUGUGAGAGACUAGCUCUUCCCACAGAGGCACGGUGGGUGGGGGGGAUUCUAAGUGGCCACUUGCGGGGUGCUUAAUGACAUUUCCACAAACAUCCCGUUCCAAAAUCCCACUUUUUUCUGCUGGAUAAAUCUACUCAGGAACAAACCACAACAAGCUCAUGCUACUAAUUAGAUUAUUGUGAAGACGAGAUGAUGUUUUAAAAGUUAAUAUAUAUGAAGAGGCAAGGGGCCCAGAAGGAGCUCCUUUUUGUGCGCAUGGGGCCAGGGGGGCGCCCUGUGCUCGGCACCUCCUGGCCCUUAGUGUUGGUGGAGAUGUUGGUUUGUUGCACAGCUCCACUUCGGAGCCAGCUAGUCGGUUAGUUUAAAGUUUUUGGUUUUAUUCCUUUGUUUUCCUGUAUUAAAAAGAAUCCUGUAAUUUUGUAAUUUUUUUCUAUUUAUUGAAUCAUUUAUUGUAUUAUUUUGUAAAAGGUUUAACAUAAACCACAACGUUUGUUCUUUUGGCUUCUC
Molecule: messenger RNA, 5503 nt
Organism: Varanus komodoensis (Komodo dragon)
Lineage: Eukaryota; Metazoa; Chordata; Lepidosauria; Squamata; Varanidae
Gene: ZSWIM4
Product: zinc finger SWIM-type containing 4
Exons: 12
Coding region: 112-3114 (1000 amino acids)
Cellular component (GO): Cul2-RING ubiquitin ligase complex
Molecular function (GO): zinc ion binding
Source: RefSeq, a predicted model, not a curated record